AUGAUCGAGAAUCGUCUUCACCUCGAUCCAUCCAAGACUCAAGAUGUCACAUCAGCUGCACUCUCGGUCCACGCUUUGGUGUGCUUCAUAUCUGGGCCAAUAAUCGGUAAUUUGGCAGACAAAUUUUCUUCGCGAAAAGGUCCUUUACUGCUUUCUUUAAUGGGAGAGAUCAUAGGGACAAUCAUUGUCGCUGCUGCCACAUCCUUGCCAGUGCUUCUUUUCGGACGUGUGGUGCAGGCCUUCGCCGGCAAUGCAGCAUGGAUUAUUGGCUAUGCAACAAUCGCGGACACUGUCGAGGCUGAGAAUAGGUCGCGAACUAUCUCUACGAUCUCCGUUUUCUUUAUCUCCGGGAUCUUGUUUGGUCCUAUUGUAUCGGGCACGCUAAUAGGAAUUGUUGGAUACUGGCCGACCUGGCUUACAGCAGUUGCUCUCCUCAUCAUUGAUGCGAUCAUGCGGUGUCUGAUGAUUGAGAAACCCAAAGAUGAGAUAAAGGACGUUGAAAGCGCAUCGGGAUCUGGCACUAGCUCACCGGAUGAGACAUCCAACCUUCUAUCCGGACCUCCACCUACUCAGCUUGAUCCGGAACGGAUUUCACAGCAGAAUGGCUCUACAUCGCGAGCUGCUAAAAGCUUCUACAAGGUUAUUUUAAGUAAUCCUCGUGCUCUUACUUCAAUGGCCUGUCAUGCAACCAUCAGUCUCACCCUAGCCUGUUUCGACACUACCCUGCCUCUAUAUGUCUCUCGAACCUUUGGCUGGGAGCCGUUCCAGACAAGCUUGAUGUUUGUACUCCUGACAUUACCUACACUAUUACUCUCCCCCAUCACUGGGUCUAUAAAAGACCGCUGGGGCACGAAAAUCCCGUCUGGAAUCGGAUUUCUCGCUCAUGCCCCUCUAUUAUGGCUCCUGGGUGCUGCCGGUCCCGAAGGUCUGCCGUUCCUGAGCUCAGAGCAAACAGACCAAAAGAUCUACACAAUCACCAUUAUCAGUUUGGGUAUUGUUCGAACGCUUGUCACUGGUUGUGGCACUAUCGAGAUGACCAACGUCGUGACCGAGCUACAGGAAACGCAACCAGCAAUCUUCGGUCCUAACGGUGGAUAUUCACGGGCAUUUUCCCUGACAAAUAUGAGCUGGACGUUUAGCAUGUUCAUUGGACCGAUUUUGUCGGGUACUAUCACCGAAACGAUGGGGUAUUAUUACAUGAAUACCUGCCUCGCAACAAUUUGUGCUGUGUGUGGUGCUCUAGCUUUAGUGUAUUUCGAGAUGAAGUGA
Messenger RNA from Penicillium pulvis, 1269 nucleotides. Its product is annotated as MFS transporter. The coding region runs from base 1 to 1269 and encodes 422 amino acids. Lineage: Eukaryota; Fungi; Ascomycota; Eurotiomycetes; Eurotiales; Aspergillaceae. The transcript has 4 exons. Gene Ontology annotation, molecular function: transmembrane transporter activity. The record is from RefSeq and is a predicted model, not a curated record. Gene Ontology annotation, biological process: transmembrane transport.